AAAUGUCUCUCCCAACGACGACGUAUCAAGUCGCGCAUGCUGGUUUUCCCUUUCUUCAGACCUCCUGACUCUCUCGCUCUUGCGUUUUGCGGCAAUGGCGGCGGCGACGGAAAAUGACGACACCAUCCUCGACAACCAGCUCAAACCAGAUUCCGAACCGGCUCCGGUCAACCCCUCCUCUCCACCCGAAGAGAAACCUCUUUCUAAAAACGCCCAGAAGAAGCAGCUGAAGCAGCAAAGAUACGAGGCGAAGAAGGCCGAGAAGAAGGCGCAAGAGAAGGAGCACAAGAGGAAAGAAGGCGAGAGAAAGCACAAGGAGUGGGAAGAAACACUAGCCAACGCGACGGAGGAAGAGAGGCUGAAGCUUAUCGAGUCGAGGAGGAGUCUCCGGAAGGAGAGGAUGGAGAAGAGGUCCGAGGAGAAAGAGAAGAAGAUGGAGCGGCUCACCAGGGCCAAAGAGAUCGGACAGAACAUCGUCAUAGAUGUUGACUUCGCGCAUCUUAUGUCCGAGUCUGAGAUCUCCAGCCUCGUUCAGCAGAUAAUGUAUUGUUAUGCGGUGAAUGGGAGGAGCAAUUCUCCUUGUCAUCUAUGGCUAACGGGAGUGCAAGGGGAGAUGAGUACUCAGCUUGAUAGGCUUCCAGGUUUUGAGAAAUGGUUUAUAGAGAAGGAGAGUAAGUGUUACAUUGAGGCCAUGGCUGAUCGGAAAGAGAAUUUGGUGUACCUUACGGCUGACUCCGAGACUGUGUUGGAGGAUCUUGACCCUAAGGAUAUCUACAUAAUUGGUGGGUUGGUUGAUCGGAACAGGUUCAAAGGGAUCACAAUGAACAAGGCACAAGAACAAGGGAUUAAAACAGCUAAACUUCCUAUAGGAGAGUAUAUGAAAAUGUCCAGUUCUCAGGUUCUCACUGUGAACCAAGUGUUGGAGAUACUCGUGAAGUUUCUUGAGACGAGGGACUGGAAAACAUCCUUCUUCACUGUGAUUCCACAGAGGAAACGAAGUGGAGUUGAUCCUGUAGACUCUUCGAAACUUGAACCUCUCUGAAGAGCAUCAAGAGGAAGAACAUGAUGAUUCUUCGGAGAGGAAAAAGGUAUGCGUUGAAGCUCCUCUGCAAAGUGGUAGUAGCUAGAUGAAAGAUAAAAUGCAUGCUUCUAUUUCCCUUGAACGCUAGUUUUUCUGUAGUUGAGAAAUUUGAAUUUCGAAUGUUAUGUCCUUCCUUAUUAUUAUUAUAUGUUAGAGUCAAGACGCACUACAAGUCAAUUCCUAUAUUAAAGA
Raphanus sativus (radish) is the source of this 1273-nucleotide messenger RNA. RefSeq names its product tRNA (guanine(9)-N1)-methyltransferase. The record is from RefSeq and is a predicted model, not a curated record. Gene Ontology annotation, biological process: tRNA N1-guanine methylation. Gene Ontology annotation, cellular component: nucleus. Bases 95 to 1042 code for a protein of 315 amino acids. NCBI's taxonomy places the organism in Eukaryota, Viridiplantae, Streptophyta, Magnoliopsida, Brassicales, Brassicaceae. Gene Ontology annotation, molecular function: tRNA binding. The transcript is spliced from 3 exons.